AUUUCUUGGGGAGCACGAAUACGGCUCUCCUUUCCCAUCGGAGGCUAUAAAGUGACUCCUCGCUCUGCCUUCGUUUCGGGUUCGUUUCUUUGGAUAUUUCUCGCUUCCUCUCGAUCUCGAUCUGAUGGCGAACGAGGGCGGGGCUUCCUCUUCCGAUCCCAAGGGUAAGAAAGAUUAUAGCACGGCAAUCCUUGAGAAGAAGAAGGCGCCUAACCGUUUGAUCGUGGAUGAGGCGACCAACGAUGAUAACUCGGUGGUGUCGAUGAAUCCCGAGACGAUGGAGAAGCUGCAACUCUUUCGCGGCGACACCAUACUCUUGAAGGGAAAGAAAAGAAGGGAUACCAUCUGUAUUGCUCUAGCUGAUGAUACCUGCGAUGAGCCAAAAAUCAGGAUGAAUAAGGUUGUCCGAUCAAACCUCAGGGUAAGGCUUGGGGAUGUCGUAUCGGUCCAUCAAUGUCAAAACGUCAAGUAUGGGAAGCGUGUUCACAUACUGCCAAUUGAUGACACGAUUGAAGGAGUCACAGGAAAUCUUUUUGAUGCAUAUUUAAAGCCAUAUUUUUUGGAGGCAUAUCGUCCCGUUAGAAAAGGGGAUCUUUUCCUUGUCAGGGGAGGUAUGAGGAGUGUUGAAUUUAAGGUCAUAGAAACAGAUCCUGCAGAGUACUGUAUUGUUUCUCCUGACACGGAGAUUUUCUGUGAGGGAGAGCCUGUAAAAAGGGAGGAUGAGGAUAGGCUUGAUGAGGUGGGUUACGAUGAUGUUGGAGGUGUCCGAAAACAGAUGGCUCAAAUAAGAGAGCUGGUGGAGUUACCUCUUAGACACCCACAAUUGUUCAAGUCGAUUGGUGUCAAGCCACCAAAAGGUAUUUUGUUGUAUGGACCACCUGGUUCUGGGAAGACAUUGAUAGCUAGAGCCGUUGCAAAUGAGACAGGAGCGUUCUUCUUUUGCAUUAAUGGCCCAGAGAUUAUGUCAAAGCUAGCUGGUGAAAGUGAGAGCAAUUUGAGAAAAGCUUUUGAAGAAGCAGAGAAAAAUGCACCAUCAAUUAUAUUUAUUGACGAGAUUGAUUCCAUUGCUCCUAAGAGGGAAAAGACUAAUGGGGAAGUUGAGAGGCGUAUAGUAUCUCAGCUUCUGACGUUGAUGGAUGGACUAAAAUCUCGUUCUCAUGUAAUUGUCAUUGGGGCUACAAACAGGCCAAACAGUAUUGAUCCAGCUCUGAGAAGAUUUGGAAGGUUUGACAGGGAAAUUGACAUUGGAGUCCCAGAUGAAGUUGGGCGCUUGGAGGUUCUUCGGAUCCAUACCAAGAACAUGAAGCUAUCUGAAGAUGUUGAUUUGGAAAGGAUUGCCAAGGACACUCAUGGAUACGUAGGGGCUGACCUUGCUGCUUUAUGCACUGAAGCUGCUCUCCAGUGUAUACGUGAAAAGAUGGACAUAAUUGAUCUAGAGGAUGAAUCUAUUGAUGCUGAGAUUCUUAACUCUAUGGCUGUAACAAAUGAACAUUUUAAGACUGCCCUUGGCUCAAGCAAUCCAUCUGCUCUCCGUGAAACUGUCGUUGAAGUGCCAAAUGUUUCCUGGGAUGAUAUUGGUGGAUUGGACAAUGUCAAGAGGGAACUGCAAGAGACUGUACAAUAUCCCGUUGAGCAUCCUGAAAAGUUUGAGAAGUUUGGGAUGUCACCCUCCAAGGGAGUCUUGUUUUAUGGACCGCCUGGUUGUGGAAAGACCUUAUUAGCUAAGGCAAUUGCUAAUGAAUGCCAAGCAAACUUCAUCAGUGUCAAGGGUCCUGAAUUGCUGACAAUGUGGUUCGGUGAGAGUGAAGCAAACGUACGUGAAAUCUUUGAUAAGGCCCGUCAAUCUGCACCAUGUGUGCUCUUUUUUGAUGAGCUCGACUCCAUUGCAACCCAGAGAGGCAGCAGUGUCGGUGAUGCAGGAGGUGCGGCUGAUAGGGUUCUCAAUCAGCUGCUGACAGAGAUGGAUGGCAUGAACGCAAAGAAAACUGUCUUUAUUAUCGGGGCAACCAACAGGCCUGACAUCAUAGAUCCUGCUUUACUUCGCCCAGGCCGUCUGGACCAAUUGAUUUAUAUUCCUUUACCAGACGAGGCCUCUCGUCACCAAAUAUUCAAAGCUUGCCUGAGAAAGUCUCCUGUAUCGAAAGAUGUUGACCUGAGGGCUCUUGCCAAGUACACUCAAGGAUUUAGUGGUGCCGAUAUUACAGAAAUUUGCCAACGUGCAUGCAAGUAUGCCAUUAGAGAAAACAUUGAAAAGGAUAUUGAAAGAGAGAGGAAGAAGAGUGAAAAUCCUGAGGCGAUGGAGGAAGACGAGGCUGAUGAAGUAGCAGAGAUCAAGGCUACUCAUUUUGAGGAAUCGAUGAAGUUUGCCCGCAGGAGUGUGAGUGACGCAGACAUUCGCAAGUACCAGGCAUUUGCACAGACGUUGCAGCAGUCGAGGGGGUUCGGAAGCGAGUUCCGCUUUUCUGAGCGUUCCGAAGCUGCAGGUGGCGCCACAGGAUCAGACCCUUUUGCAACGUCAGCUGCUGCUGCCGACGAUGAUGAUUUGUAUUCUUAAAUUUUUCUUUGUCUUGGUGAAACAUUCACUCACAGCCCGCAUAGCUUAUGCCAUUUCGGACUCUGCAAAAUGGCCUUUGUGGUUCUCGAUAGAAUUGAGGACACGUGGAUUCGUUCUAUCCAACAUGUCACGUUGAAUUAAACCAUGGGAUUCUGUGCGCCAAUUUGUUUCCUUUAUAUGGAAGGUAACUUUUUCA
Molecule: messenger RNA, 2750 nt
Organism: Musa acuminata AAA Group (dessert banana)
Lineage: Eukaryota; Viridiplantae; Streptophyta; Magnoliopsida; Zingiberales; Musaceae
Product: cell division cycle protein 48 homolog
Exons: 9
Coding region: 125-2554 (809 amino acids)
Biological process (GO): retrograde protein transport, ER to cytosol; mitotic spindle disassembly; autophagosome maturation
Cellular component (GO): VCP-NPL4-UFD1 AAA ATPase complex; nucleus; cytosol
Molecular function (GO): polyubiquitin modification-dependent protein binding; ATP binding; ATP hydrolysis activity
Source: RefSeq, a predicted model, not a curated record